AUGCCUAGAACUGUUUCACCGAAAUAAUGCAAUUCUUUAAAACUCAAUAACUUUGUUAUUUGUUAUCCGAUUUCGAUCAAAUUUUCAGCCUUUUGCUUUGUGAAUUUUACUCCAUUUAUUGAGAUAGAAAUAUCUGCAGCCUGGACCAUCCCUUUAAUAGGGAUUUUCCCCUGGAUUGUUUGUUUCUAGCAUGCUGAACCCUGCGACCAUUACUCCGGAAUUUCCCUUUCAUUAUCUUCAACCCGGAAAAAAGGUGAAAGUUUGCCGUUUUAAUGAUGAAACGCAUGAAAACAUAUUGAUUUACUCUGCAAAUUCUCAUUUCUUUUACAAACUUUGUGGCAAGCAGUAGCUGAUACUUUUUUUACUGCUGGGUGCAUGAUGAAGUUGAAAGGUUUAUUCUCUUUCCUGCUGUUAGUAGGUAUUAGUAGCAUGGUGUCGAGUAUGUUAGUGCUCGAUACAGAUGAUUUGGGAUGGAGUGAGUGGGGAGAGUGCUCGCGAAGAUGUGGCGGUGGUAGUCAGUCUCGCAAUGUUAUCUGUGACGAGGGAAUCGAACCACAACUGUGUUCUUACCUGAAGAGUUCCAUUCCCAGAAGGCAACUGAUGCAGGAGCGAGAGUGUAACACGCAACCAUGCGAAGUGAGAGGAACGUGGAGUGCGUGGAGUGAUUGGCAUGCCUGCUCUGCGACCUGUGGGUCAUCAGUUUUUAAGAUGAGAACAAGGUCCUGUAACGAUGACAACGAUAACCAACUAGGUUCAUUGAACUGUAAUGGCUUGACCUACGAGUGGCGUCAGUGCGAGGGUUUGCCAGUGUGUCCUAGCAACGAUCAAAGUAAUGAUCUGACGUCACACGUUGAACAUGGAUAUGAACUCCACUCAUUCAGUUCUUUCCAGAGCUACAACAAGAUCUCAGAGGUGGAAGAAUUGUCAGCGUUGUCCUGGUCUGAAAGUAGCUAUGACAUUUAAUACAUUAUCCGUUGUUUGAUUAUCCAGGGACGGCUGUCCCAUUAAUUGGUAUUAUUAAUGUCAUAAGUUGCCACCAAUUAUGUUUCUUCUUAAAGAAAAAGCGAUACAACCUAAAUUUCUUAUCAAUUUUAAUACUAUUUUUUUUAAAUUUAUACCUCGAUCCACUGCUGGUUAUCUCAAAUGGAUCCACUUAGCAACAUUUUCAAGUGUGCAUUAUAUUGAAGGGGGUGAUUGUAUACUCCUGUUAAAAUGAUAUGUACUGCUAUCCAUUUUUGUUUUAAAUGUAGUGAUUAACUAUAAAAUGUUUACAUGUGAAAAUAAGUUAAGGGUCAUGACUAUUUGUACUAGAACUGCUAAUGAUGAGAAAAUGUGAGAAAUUUCCUCCCUACACAAUAUUAUAAUCUUAAGUCAUACAAACUUACACAUAGUAUGUGUAAGUUUGUAUGACCACUCUAUCACCUUUGCUUUUGUUUAGUCACCCACAUGUUUAUUACAUGGGUGACUAAACAAAAGCCAAGUGAAAGAUAGAAAGUAAAUGAAUGCUCUCUCUCCCCCUCUCUCUCUUUCUCUCUCAGUAAGAGGUUGGGAAAGUUUAGUUUAUAAAGUAAAUGAAAGAAAUAUAUAGUAAUAGUAUAUUUAAUUUUUUCUAUUAUCAUUUCCAUGUGUCAACAUGCACUGCACUAUGAAUAUCCUUAUGUACCCAGUGCAAUUCAAUCAAUCAUAAUAAUUGCAUAGAGGUACUAAAAUAACAGAUCUGUAUAAAGAGUGAAUUUCUUCCUCAAAGUAGAAUAGUUUGCCCACAUGUGUUUACAUUAAAAUCAUCAAUAUUAUUUUGUAGACAGAAAGCAGCAACAAUUUUUGCUUCAAAGUAAUAUCACAUGUGAAAUAAAUUUACAGGUAAAUCCACACAACUCAGUCAAUUAAAUAUUUUUCACGGCACAUUGUAAAUAGUGUAAGUAACAGUUUUACACUGAAUCCUACAAAGCCCAUCAUUGCUCAUAAAUAGUAAGAGCAACUUUUCUGUGAAUAACAAAAUAUUGAUAUUAAUUUAGCAAUUUAGCAAUAAAAAAAAAAGAAAUUACAUUUUGUAUCAAUACAAUGAUAAUGUCUAAUACCUUUAUGUUUUUUACUAUUCUCUUGAAUUAUCAUUAAACAAUUAUACUGCAAUAACAUACUUGUAUGAACACUGUUUUGUACACAUCAAUCUGUGUGUUUCAUUACACAUGCAUGUAAUGCAACGUUACUAAUUCACCUUCAUCCUGAUAGAUUUGUUAACAACAAUGUACUCAAUACCAUGCAUUAAUCCCUGUGUUUUUUUUCUCUCUUUUAAUGCAGGAAAAAUUGUUAAUCCACUUAAAAAAAUACUCCUCGCAUGAUAAUGAAGAUAGGUAGCACAAGUAUUAUGAAGAUAGGUAGCACAAGUAUUAUGAAACACAGAGUGAAAUUCUUCAUAAAACUCAUAUUUUUUCUAACCCUGGUAAAUGUCAACUGGGUAUUUAAACUUGACCUUGAAUAAAAUUAAAUAUUUUCAGUUUAAA
Messenger RNA from Lytechinus pictus (painted urchin), 2501 nucleotides. RefSeq names its product thrombospondin-2-like. The transcript has 5 exons. NCBI's taxonomy places the organism in Eukaryota, Metazoa, Echinodermata, Echinoidea, Temnopleuroida, Toxopneustidae. The record is from RefSeq and is a predicted model, not a curated record. The coding region runs from base 376 to 963 and encodes 195 amino acids.